Chelonia mydas (Green sea turtle) is the source of this 3665-nucleotide messenger RNA. RefSeq names its product vacuolar protein sorting 36 homolog (gene VPS36). The coding region runs from base 166 to 1326 and encodes 386 amino acids. Gene Ontology annotation, molecular function: phosphatidylinositol-3-phosphate binding; ubiquitin binding. Gene Ontology annotation, biological process: protein transport to vacuole involved in ubiquitin-dependent protein catabolic process via the multivesicular body sorting pathway. Lineage: Eukaryota; Metazoa; Chordata; Testudines; Cheloniidae. Gene Ontology annotation, cellular component: late endosome membrane; ESCRT II complex. The transcript is spliced from 14 exons. The record is from RefSeq and is a predicted model, not a curated record.
GGCGCUCACAGUCACCCCGCACCCGGGGCCGAGGCCGGCGGGCGGCGGCCAGCAGAGGGCGCAGCGCCCGGGGUUGGGACUCCGGAGGAAGCUGCAGCCGGACUAGAGGGGCGAGGAGCCGGCGGCGGUGGCGCGGGGGGUUCCCGGCCGCUCGGAGGCGCCGCCAUGGACCGGUUCGCGUGGGCCAGCGGCCUGCUGGAGAUCAACGAGACCCUGGUGAUCCAGCAGCGCGGGGUGCGGCUUUACGACGGGGAGGAGAAGGUAAAGUUUGAUACUGGGGUAUUGCUACUUAGCACACACCGACUGAUCUGGAGAGAUCUGAAAAAUCAUGAAUGCUGCAUUGCUAUCCCUCUUUCUCAGAUUGUCUUCAUUGAAGAGCAGGCAGCUGGCAUAGGAAAAAGUGCCAAAAUAGUGGUUCAUCUUCAUCCAGCUCCUUCAAACAAAGAGCCUGGCCCAUUCCAGAGCAGCAAAUAUUCCUACAUCAAACUUUCUUUCAAAGAACAUGGUCAGAUUGAGUUCUAUAGGCGGUUGUCAGAAGAAAUGACACAGAGGAGAUGGGAGAACAUGCCUGUUUUUCAGACCAUUCAAAUUAACAGGGGUCCACAGGCAGGAAGAAUAAGGGCUGUAGGAAUUGUAGGUAUUGAGAGGAAAUUAGAAGAGAAGAGAAAAGAGACUGACAAAAACAUUUCUGAGGCUUUUGAAGAUCUCAGCAAGUUAAUGGAAAAGGCUAAGGAAAUGGUGGAGUUAUCCAAGUCAAUAGCUAACAAAAUUAAAGAAAAACAAGGUGACAUCACAGAAGAUGAGACUAUCAGGUUUAAAUCUUAUCUGUUGAGCAUGGGUAUAGCUAACCCAGUUACCAGGGAAACGUAUGGAUCUGGCACACAUUACCAUAUGCAACUGGCAAAACAACUAGCUGGAAUACUACAGGCACCACUAGAGGAACGAGGGGGAAUAAUGUCACUUACAGAGGUAUAUUGUCUGGUAAACCGAGCUCGGGGAUUGGAGUUGCUCUCUCCAGAAGAUUUAGUAAAUGCUUGUAAGAUGCUAGUGGCACUGAAAUUACCCCUAAGGCUUCGUCUAUUUGACAGCGGUGUAAUGGUGAUUGAGCUCCAGUCCCACAAUGAAGAGGAAAUGGUGGCUUCUGCUUUAGACACAGUAUCUGAAAAGGGUUCUCUUACAGCUGAAGAGUUUGCCAAGCUUGUGGGGAUGUCUGUUCUUUUAGCCAAAGAGAGGCUGCUUCUAGCUGAAAAGAUGGGCCAUCUUUGCAGAGAUGAUUCAGUGGAAGGCUUGAGAUUCUAUCCAAACUUAUUUAUGACACAAAGUUAACGAUAUUGUAGUUCAUGCAUGUUUAUCAUGUAAUGGUUGAACACGAGAGCAGAAGGGGGAGCCCUUCAAAUUACAGAUUUUAAGAUUUUGCUUUGUUAAUCAAGACAGUGGUGAAUAUUGUGAUGAAAAAGCUUUUUCAGCUAUUUCAAAUGCUGAGUGGUUUUAUAUGGAAUGGAGAGGAAUAUUACAGAAAGUAACAGGAAUCAUGGAGUCAGAAUCAUCUGAUCUCAAAUUGGCAAGCUGACAUAUAUAUAUAUAUAGUCAGCGUAAGUUUUACUCUAUAGUCGGUUUAACUUUUCACUUCAGGAGAAGUGAGAUGAUGAUUUCACAAUAGUUAAAGUGGAGGAAAUAUCCUUUGUGGUCUGUUUCCAGAGGCAAACAGAACAUAGAACACUGUCAUUUACUACCUACAGAUGAUAACAAGGAAAUAGAAGUGUGUACAUUCCAAAGCAAGCUUCCUCUCCGUACUCUCCAACUUCAGUAUAUUUUGUGUGUCUGUGAGUUCAGAUCAGAGACAUAUAUCCAUAGGGAUGAAAAAUGUGACAUGGUUUAUGCAUGUUGAGGUCUGAGGAACAAAGCAAUAUUGAAUGCUCCCUUUUCCCAGGAACUAUAAAAAUUUUUCCUAGUGAGGUUCCCAAAUUCUGGGAGUCGAAGCCCAGGGAAUUCUUUAUAGAUAUAAAUAGAAACUAACCUAUGUUAUGAAAAUCUGGAAAACAUAGUGUUUAAUGUGUCAUGUCUAAUGCUAAAUAGACAAACAAGAAGUAUUGUGAGUGCAGAGUUCCUCGUUUCUUUGCUCUCCCUCCCCCAAAAAGCUUCAUUAUGUUGCUGUUUGUGUGUGCUUUUGCCCGCUCCUUUAGAUAGUGUUGAGGGAAAUCAAUUAUUCUGUCACUACAUCCUGUCCAGCAGCAUAAUGAGCUGUUUUUCCUUUUGCACUUCUAAAGAAACGUCAUUGAUCAAAGCUGCGUACCAUGUGUCUGUCUUGGAGAGACGGUUGGUUAACUUGCAUAUCCUUAGUCUGCAGAAACCAGUGCUUUAAUAUUAAAAGGAGGAACAAAAAAACACACGCGUUUACCAGUCAAGAGGUAUAAAUCCUUUGGUUUUACCUAUGCUGUGGAUUUACAGAAUUCAGUUACACAGCCAUAAUUUUCUGUCACUCCUGUAGACUUGUAUAUUAGUUAUGUUUUAGAAGAGCUAAAGUUACAUAGAUGAUGGUAAGUGGGUGUCAAAGGCCCACAUGACCAAUUAGGAUAUAUUAUUGCAGAAUUCAGUUCAAAGUUUGGAUGAAGACCGCAUUGAUAUAGCUUUGAAUUAAAGAUAUGGCAAUAAUAAUCAGAUGGAAGCUAAAAGAAAGGAAAUAGAGAGGUUCUUUUAAUUGUCUGAAAAUAUUUCUAAAAAUCUUACAAUAUCACCACAGUUUGGUCAAGGUUGAAGGUCCUACCCACUCUCAUGUUUUUGAUAGAGGUUUGAAAAGUUACUGUUUACCUGUUUGUUUUCCCAUGUACCUCUGCUUUAAAGUUGCUUGGGUUCCUCUGCCAUGCCUUCAUUGCAGGAUCUUGUAGGAUGCUCAUUUGGAGCAAAGACAUGCCGUCCCCUAGUGCAUCUCCCUAGUUAGCUUUCAUGCCGUGCUCUCUUAGGGCACUGUUCUUGCAUUUCCUCAAGUGGAGGGGAGCCAAAACUCAUUGAUCAGGCAGGGAAAGGAAUUACACGGGGAAGCACUGGCACCAGGAUAUUCUCAAUGCUCUGUACUCUCUCUGCAGCAGCUUUGUAGGGAUCCAGAUUUGUGGGUGGGGACGGAGGGGCCAGUUGAACUCCUCCACAUUCUCUGUUUUUUCACCUCCUCCUAGUAAACAAUGGGACAGAUCUGUACAAAUUACUCUGGACAAUGUACUCUCAAAGAGUUGAAGAACUGAGAAGCAGAGAGGACACCUAAAGUGGAUGUUCUUACUGUCUGUGUGUUGCUGGAGAAUCAUGAAUGUUAGGGAAAGAUCCACUGGUUUAGGUGGCUGAAACCUUCUUCAUAAGGGGGCAGCUUUUCCUCUCCAUAGUCAUGAUGCAAGUGUAAAAAGAAAAUACCAAAUUUACACUCCUAGCUUCCAUUCCCCUACUCAGGAAUAACCCACAUAGAGCCCUUAGUUUGUCUCAGUUGAGCAAUAACGUUACAACAUACAUCUUAGCUUUAGCCUUAUGGUACUUCCUUGGCCUUUUUUCAAGAUAAGUCCUUUUUCUUUGUACAGGGAGAGAAAACUUCAUGGGUUAAAUUAUGUGGCUCGUUUAGAAUUUAAUUGUAUAUAUUAGAAAAUCGUUGCCACAAAGUAAUAAAAAUAAACUGAUUUUCUUGA